UGGUUUCUUUCUUUUUUUUUUUUUUUGAGAUGCCCGACGAAACAAAAAAGAUUCCUUACAUUUUGAAUGGUGGUAUAUUUAAAAUCAAAAAGCGGAAGGGCGACCGUGUAGUCGUGGAAUGCGUCCAUCGGCUUCGCGGCAAUCUGGCAAAUGGCACAGGCAAUUUCCACCAGCACAUCAAACGACGUCAUCCAAAUUUGAUAGACAAAGUAAUGGAAAUAAAAAAGAACAAGAAAGAGAAAGUCGUGGCAGCGAAGAUUGCCAAACGUAGAUGAUAAGUCGCAGGAGUCUGACGGGGAAGAUUCUUCUUAUGAUGUGUUUAAUCUUGAUAAAGCUUCCAUAACAGAAUUGGAAGAUGGGAUCCGCUUGAUGCAAGAGGGCAACGAAAAAAACAUAGUUCGUCAAGGGAUCCAAAUUUUGCUUCAACAAACACGAAACUAUUUCGUUUCGUAAUCUUAUGAAUACCUAUAAUUUUCUAAUAGAAAUACGAAUGUGGUUUAGCUGAAGCUGGAAGCAACCACCACCGGUUUGAUUUUGAUUAUACGAAUUUAUUUUAUUGUUCAA
Molecule: messenger RNA, 564 nt
Organism: Drosophila innubila
Lineage: Eukaryota; Metazoa; Arthropoda; Insecta; Diptera; Drosophilidae
Product: protein stand still-like
Exons: 2
Coding region: 30-275 (81 amino acids)
Source: RefSeq, a predicted model, not a curated record